AUGGCCUGCCGAACCUCAUCUUCUAAACGUUCCAGCAGUGGGCCCGUUCUCCCCAUCUCUUCCCCCUUCCGCCGCUCCCGCUCCCCCUCCGGCCGUUUUUCCUCCGACCUGUCUUCCUUCAAUUCAUCCUCCACCUCCAGCUUCUGUUCCUCCACCUCCUCCAGUUUCUUCCACCGUUCCGCGUCCCCCACGCGCGUCAAUCUCCAUGGAUUCGCUCCUAUCUCCCCCACCCCCUCCGUCCGCAUGUCCAUCGAGAGAUCUAGCUCCCCGCGGCGCUCCGUCGCCAUCUCCUCCUCCCAUCCGGUGGUCCGUAAGCCGAGCAGCUGCAUCAAGCGCACCUGCCUCUGUUCUCCCACCACCCAUCCCGGAUCCUUCCGGUGUAGCUUGCACAAGAACUGUGCCAGUUCGCCGGCGCCGUCGGGGAAUCAGUCGCCGUCCUACUCCUUGAAGAACCUGACUAUUCAGAGAUCGGCCAUGAAGAAUUCGCUGGUGCGGAUCGGCACGGUGGAAGGCGAUCUGGUGAAGCGAGCGCUGGCGGCGUUGAUUAGACCGUCAUCGCAUCAGAUUCGGCGCCGAGGCGAUUUCCAGAGGAGACCUAGCCGGCUGUCAGUGAUGUCCAAAGCCGCCGCCGAAGAUCCCUCGGCGGCGGGCAGACAGAUCUCAGAGACCGGCGGUUCCCUUUUUGUAUUGUACUCCGGCGAUUUCUUCAUUUCCUGUAUUGAUCCACUGAUUACAUCACCAUCACGUGUUGACGUAUUCUGUUUGACCCGUUCGCCGUCCGUCCAUUGGUUGUAUCUGGUCGGGGUCCGUGCGUUCAGCUUCGUGUUAAAGGCAGGAACAAAGGCAUUGAGGCUUGGCGUGGAAGAUGACGAAAGAAUUCAAAGAAGGAGAUGUUCUCCAUUGUUAUAUUGCAACUUGGAAGUGGAUGGGGGUCUAACCACUGAAACUGAAACACCCUCUCCAGAGUCCGGAGAUGAUGAUGGCGGAAUAAAUGGGUACUACUACAUCCAUUCUUGGACUUGA
Molecule: messenger RNA, 1023 nt
Organism: Oldenlandia corymbosa var. corymbosa
Lineage: Eukaryota; Viridiplantae; Streptophyta; Magnoliopsida; Gentianales; Rubiaceae
Source: the annotation of a GenBank genome assembly